Siniperca chuatsi (mandarin fish) is the source of this 8107-nucleotide messenger RNA. RefSeq names its product DNA-binding protein RFX7-like. NCBI's taxonomy places the organism in Eukaryota, Metazoa, Chordata, Actinopteri, Centrarchiformes, Sinipercidae. Gene Ontology annotation, biological process: regulation of transcription by RNA polymerase II. The transcript is spliced from 9 exons. Bases 649 to 5049 code for a protein of 1466 amino acids. The record is from RefSeq and is a predicted model, not a curated record. Gene Ontology annotation, molecular function: DNA-binding transcription factor activity, RNA polymerase II-specific; RNA polymerase II cis-regulatory region sequence-specific DNA binding.
GGAUAUUUAGUGGUGCAUAUUUCCAAACAAAGGUACAAUUUUCCAAAUUAACACAAACCAUUGCCAAACUGUCAAGAUGGGGCUUUUGGGGGCCCUGGGGCCUACAUUCAUUCAUUCCAGCCAACAUUAAUCCAAAUAACAAUAAAUACGACCAUAAUAAUAAUACAUCAAUUACAAAUAAAAAUCUGCUUAGAUAACAUUUAAUUCUGUUUUAUUGCUGGGUAAACGUCAGCAACAUGCAUAUAAAAUAAUAAUAAUAUACAUAUUUAAAUUCACAUUCACAGUAACGUGUUCAGUAAUGUAUUCUGCUUUCAUGUUGUUUUUAAUGCUGGGGUCUUUAGUGCGCAUGCGUUCGCCCAACAGCUACUACUCAGCAUGCACAUGCAGAGAAAUCCCAUAACGUGAGAGCACAGCGCACCGGAGGGACUAGCUAGUUGUUUUCCAGCUGUCCGUGGACUGUUUACACCCGCCUUCACUUGUAUCCAUGCAUCACCUCACGUUUGACAGCGACACGUAGUUCUGCUGCACAGCCUCUUGAGCCACCAAGUGUUGGGGACUUGAAGCGAGCGAUGUCGGAGGAGGACUGGGUGGCAACAACAACAACAGGGCGCGCUGCUGUGCCGUUAGCAUCGCAACGUCCUCCGGUCCAUGUUGCUUAACCCUGCCGGGCGAGUACACCUGUCCAGUCCAGUCCAGCUCAGUCCAGUCCCGAGGCCCACCGUGAUGGCCGAGGAGGACCCCCAGCAGCAGCCGGACCGCAGGGCGAGGAGCCUGCCCGGCCUGCUCCCCGGGCUGCAGGGCGCUGAGGCCAGUGCUCUGCAGCUCAGGAUCAAGAACUCCAUCUGCAAAUCUGUUCAAUCAAAAGUGGAAAACAUUCUGCAAGAUGUCGAGAAGUUCUCAGACAUUGAAAAACUCUACCUCUACCUGAAGUUGCCUUCUGGUCCUAGCACUAGCACUGAUAAAAGUGACCAGAGUGCCCUGUCAUCAAGCCGCACACAGCAGAUGCAUGCGUUCAGCUGGAUCCGCAAUUAUUUAGAGGAAUACCCAGAGACCUCUCUUCCCAAACAGGAGGUCUAUGAUGAAUACAAGAGCUUCUGUGACAAUCUUAACUACCACCCACUGAGUGCUGCGGACUUUGGAAAAAUGAUGAAAAAUGUCUUCCCGAACAUGAAGGCGCGUCGACUUGGCAUGAGAGGAAAAUCUAAAUAUUGCUAUAGUGGACUAAGGAAGAGGCCCUUUGUUCACAUGCCAUCUUUACCCACUCUGGAUCUCCAUAAAACAGGGGAUGGACUCCAGUGUGAUAUCCUAGAGUCACCGGGCCAGCUGAGCAGCAUAAAGGAGGAUGUGCGAUUUGCAGCCUGUGAUCUGGUGUGUGAGUGGGCCCAAAAGGUGCUGAAACGCCAGUUUGAUGCCGUGGAAGACUUGGCUCGCUUCCUAAUCGACAGCCAUUACAUCAGCAACAAGUCUUUGGCAGCUCUCACCAUUACGACCGGCACAGCGACAGAGGUUAAUACUCUACAGACGCUCUCUGCAUUCGUCCCCACUGCUGAGGCUCACUCCUUCCAGCCUCAUGUGACAACCCUGUCCUCGCCUUCUGUCGAUGCAAAGCAGCAGCUCCAGAGGAAGAUCCAGAGGAAACAACAAGAACAGAAGUUGCACUCACCUUUACCUGGAGAGGGACUAACCAAGAGGGCAGAUGACGGUGUGCCUUGUGUUAGCCCCACGACUCUGUCACCUCAGCCAACCAUAGGCAUCGUGGUCGCCGCUGUCCCAAGUCCCAUCACGGUACCGAGAAGCAGGCAGUUGAUGUCCCCCAGUCCCAUGGGUACAGUAGAGAGCAAAGUGCUGCCAAUUAACUUCCAAAUGGUGACCCAGCCAGUUCAGGCAGUGAAACAGAGCCCCAAAACCCCGCAAAAUAUUCUAGCCAGUCCGGCGGGAGAACGCUCUGCUCGGCAGCGCUAUGCACAAAUCCUGCCCAAACCUUCAGCCACAACUGCUUUCACUUUGCGCUCACCCUCCACCAUGAUCAUCGGCAACAGCCCCAUUAAGACUAUGAUGACUACAUGUCACGUCAGCCCAGUCAGUUUGGUCAAGAUGACAGCCAUAUCGCUUGCACCCAGCAGCAGCAAUACCACCACUUCCCUCACAAACACCAGUCUGCGGCCAGCAUCUGCAGGCAUUAGCAGUUCUGCAAUUGCAGAAGACAUCAGCUACAAUCAAAGCAUGAGGAGCACCUCUGCAGUCCCCAUUCUGGCCCCGGUGGCCAGGCCAGGGCAGACUACUAACACCCCUACCAUCGAUGUUGAAAUGGAAGUUGAAGCUAUACAUAAAAACAGCCAAAUGCAAAAUCCUAGCAGUCUAAUUCUGACUCAAGGAGCAAUGGCAAAUAGGGCUGCAGGGGCUGUACAGAGGGCUGCCAGCGUGCCCAUACCUCAGACUAGAGCCUUCCUGGGUCUGGAGGAAACAUCCAGCACUAAUUGCAACGGAAAGUCCCCCUCAAGCACUAACAUUGUGGCACUAACACUGUGUAACACUGUCGAAGGCAGCAAUAAUGGCGCCAAUAAUACAAGCACUUUGCACUUAACUCCCUCUACUCACAAUACCAGCGCUGUUUCUUUACUAAACACCAGCAGAGCACCUUCAUUUGGGGAAAGCAGCAGUGUUACAUCAGCAAAGGAAGGUUUUUUGUCCACUAAGAGCCUCAGGAAACGCUCGGCCCUCAGUCCAGACCUUUCGCCAGUCAAAAGGGCUUUUAUGCCCCAGCAGCCAGUAGAGGACGCUGCUGGUCUUGGAUAUGGGAUUACAAACGCGGUAAGUAACGUCCCCAGGCCAGGAGCUUCAGCUAGACCUGAAAGUGCACCAGCUACUAGGGAGGUAGAGGCGAAAAUGAACUUGUCCACUCAAGUCCACACACUCUGCACUUCCUCUUUCAGAGCCAGUGGCUUCUACUCUGUUGCCAAAACACAGAGCUCAAUGCAGAGGAAAAACCCUUCCACUGUUAUGGAAACUAGCACUUCAGUCAGUCACGCAUUAAUACAGCAACAACAGGGGCACACAAUGGCCAACAUGCAUGCCAUACCUAAUAACCCCGGCCUCCAAAAACACUCAGGUGUGAGUGAUGUUAGGAGCUCAAACUCAACCACAGGGAGUCUGGAAGGUGCUCAACAACAGACCUACACUCAGUCCACCCCUGCUACUGAAUCUUUAGACUUCUUCAAUCAAGCUUCAUCGUCCAGCCAGCUCCCUAUGCAGACGGAUAUGGACUACUUUCCCUUUGAUGAUGAUGUGACUCAGGACAGCAUUGUGGAGGAGCUGGUGCAGAUGGAAGAGCAAAUGAAACUUAACAACCUGCAGGAGUUUGGAGACUGUGUCACAGUGCAAGGCCAACAGGCUGUGAUGCCGGACAACAUAAUGUCUACCAAUCAGACCAUGACCUCCUUCUAUCAUGCUGCAAACUGCCACAGCAACCUGAUCCAAACUCCAACACCAACACCCACUCCCACACCCACAUCAGAAAUGAUGGGAGGAGCCCAAGGCCUCACCAGAGAGAGCCCCUGCUCCCGCAUGGCCUCCACCACCCCAGUGGACAGCACACUGGGAAGCAGUCGUCACACCCCAGUUGGUACACCACACUCCAACUGCAGCAGCACUGUUCCUCCCAGUCCAGUGGAGUGCAGGAACCCGUUUGCAUUUACACCCAUCAACUCCAGCCUCACUGGUUUCCAUGACGGCAGCACUGUCUCCAGCAGCCCUGUCAAGCCCAUGCAGAGACCGAUGGCCACCCACCCAGACAAGACCCGGCUGGAGUGGAUGAAUACCAGUUACAGCAGCAGCAGUGGGAGCUUAAACAAGUCAAACAGUGGAAUGGGAAUCCUCCCCAGCUAUCAAGGCCUGAUAGGUGACCAGUUUCAAAAACCUCACGCCUUCGCCGUCCCUCAUGCACGGCACCAUGACAGCCAUUUUGGCCGUUUGACUCCCAUCUCGCCUGUGCAGCAGCAGGUAGCCAGCAUGGCCAAGCAGGAGGGUUUUGCUGUGCCUGCCCCUCUGGAUAACAAAGCCACCAACACACCUGCUGCAACUUUCCGAUGUCGCAGUGUAAGCCCCGCUGUGCAUCAGAGGAAUUUGGGUGGAAACACAGGAAACCUUCCCCAUAUCCCUCAUUCAGUAGUGUCUCCCUUUAACUCUCCUGUGACGCCUGAGGUGUUAAACAUCUUUGCAAACAGCCAGACAAAUCUUGGAGUGAGCAGCAUGGCUCAGAGGAGCCAUUCUGUGCCACUCAACAUCAUGAUGCAAACUGAGGUCCUGCCCACACCGGGCCAACAACGCAACAGCAAAAAUAUCGCCAAUGUCCUUCUGAACAAGCUGGAUGGGGACCAUGAUGACACUGUUCGGGGUCUGGGGGUCAAUAAUUUCCCCUCCAGCUACACUGCACGCAUGAACCUCACCCAGAUCCUCGAGUCCGACCCCAACCUCUCCUGCAGUGACAACCACCUCAGCCUGAUGACCUCUGACCCCACCAGCACAUGCAAGUUGCAGAGGCCAAAUUACCUCAUCGAAAAUGCUAUUAAUGAACAAAUGCUUCUCUCAGCAGGUGACAGCCGAGCACAAUCAGCUUCUGGAGAGCAGCAUCGACAACAGGCCCAGUCCAUGUUGUUAACUUUGAGCACACAGCAGCAUCAAGAAGAACUACAGAAGCAUCAGCAGUUGGAUUUCAGCAGCGCUGUGAAAGACCUCCUCACAGACAACAGCCUUACUGCUGGCAACCAGCUCAUGGAACAACUAACUACAGGCGGAGCAGAUUUCCCUUGUGAAAUCAGAAUGACAUCAGAGCUCUCCAGCAGCAUCAAUGACCUAAACGCACUGGACACAAACCUCCUGUUUGACCCCAACCAGCAGCAAGGGCAAUAUCACAAUGCUGCUGCUGCUGCUGCUGCUGCGGAGUUGGUGAAUGAUCCGCUGUUUCAGCAAAUUACCAGCGAGGCGGCACAUUCAAGUGGACUCGACUGGCUAGAAAGCAAAGAUCAUCCAGCUGUUGGGUUGAUGGGUUGAGAAUAGAGCUUUUUUUUGUCAUGUUGAACAAUCUGUGGUUGCUGUUUGUUUUAUUUAUUUUCAGGCAUUUACACUUUAUAAUGCAACACUGGACACAUUGAGGUUUGUCCAGUUUAAGUGCCAGGCUGAACUGCAAUGAUGCUGCAACGCUCUGAUUAAAAUACUGGUCAUUUCCCUUUAAUCAGAGAACGUCACCUCACGUUGUUUAAUCAGGAGCAUUUCCAACCAGUAAAAAAAGGUUACUGACAAAAAAAGAAACCUAAUCCUAAACCUGUUGUUUUUUUAAUGUUGUGUUUGAUAUUUCACUGAAGAGUCAGUGAACAAAUCACAACAGAGCCAUGGAUUUCUUAGUGUAAAGAAAUGUGGAACUUAAUGAAAAAUUAUUAUUAUUAAUAUGCCUUUUACCAUAAUAUUUCUUUAUCAUUGUGUCUAAAUCUUGGCAACUGCAGGCAUUAUCUAAUUAAAGCAUAAGAUACAAAAUGUAUUUACUGCUGAACUAAUUGUCAUAAAAAAUGGAUGUAUCACAAGUAUCUUUGUAGGAGCUUUAGGUGGUUUCAGGGCAUUUUCUUUAUCCGAAAAAGAUAUUAACAAAAAGACGUGUUUAAAAGUUUACACUCUUUAUAGAAAUAUCAUUUAGUGACAAAAACAUAGAACCAAAUUCAUCCAUGUAAAUCAAUCAAUUCUUAUGAUCAGUCAUCACUGAAGAUGCUAAUUAUAUAAUCAAAAACACAAUAGUGUUACUUCCUUUACUGAUGGAUCACUUUGAUGGUUAAGUUAAUACUUGAAAUCUACCAGAACCAUAAUAGGAAGUGAUAAAUGUCUAAACUGUCAUUUUCAAAGUUGUAAACUGCAUCUGGUUAUCAUAUCCACAUUUUCAAGCUUUGUUAUUUUAUACAAGAUCUUCCUGACAAUCAUCACAGACUUUUUGCCUCUCAGACUUUUGAGCCAGUAAAUUUAAAGAGCCAAGUCAACCUCUCAUCUCUUAAUCAUCUCGAGAAUCAAACGUGUGCAUUAUAGGCAGAGCUCCGACAACUUGAAGAUAUUAAUAAUAUAAUUAGGCCUCUUUUGCAAGUAAUUGUCUUGUAUAGUCAUAACUAUAAAGUUGUAGAAGCUCUAAUGAAUCCCUUUAAUGUACGUGCACAAAAUGUCUUUGUUAAUUGUUUAAUAGAUAUAUUAAGAAAUAGCAGCAAUACACUAAAACAUGAGUUCUUGUAGUUGUUCUGAGUUGUUUAGUGUGGUCACAUUAAACCAAGAAGGUUGACCUCUCUCCUGCAAUGAUGCCCUAAACACUGCUUUAAUUAUGCAUUGAGUAUUUGUAUGACAUUUAUAUGGUAGUUAUGUCACACAAAGCAUUGUGGAGGAUUGUGGGAUAUCUUUCAUGUUGUAGUGCUACAUACAACAGAUGAGGGCUCAACCAUUUAACCACUAGUGGAUAAAAAGCGAUGAAAUGUAUACAACCACCCCCCUUUAAUGGGGGAGGGGGGGGGUGUCUUUUAAAGUAUGAAUCUAGUAUAAAAGAAGACUUAUGGGACGGUCAAAAUAAAACGAAAUGAUAGCCAUUUUCCUUAGCGCUCAGAAAAUGCAUUAUUUGUAUUAUGUGCAAAUUACUUCGAGUUGAAGGUUUUCAUCUGAAAAUGGCAAAAUGGAUGUAGUAGAUGAAAUUGAGUGGAAAUGAACACUUAAUUUCUAAAGUUAGUAGCAUUAAGAACUUGAACAAGUUUGUUUCCUAAUGUAGCGCUCGUCAUACGGCACUGACAAUCUGUAAUACUUGUGUUUCUUUACAUAAAUGCACUGUGUUUGGUUUGGAUGACGGAGGAAUAUCUUUUACUGCAUGCCCUGCCAGGUAAUCACUGAUCAAAUGUGAAAGUGUUGCUUUACACUGAGCUGUGUGUAAAGUAGGCAUGCAACCACAGAUGAGAUGAGACUCGCAGGUGCUGCUGAGGGUUUUGGUCUCUGAGCCUUAUGUCCAUACCAAAGACUUUAAAUAUAACCUGCAAUGACAUGCACUAAGAUCUCGGGUGUCUAAUAUAAAUCUCCUAUGUGAGGGACAUACUAAGUUAUGUUAUGUAUGAUAACAGCCAUAACAAAUAUAUUCUGUAAUAUGACAGAUAAAAUGGGAAAUAAGUGAAAAAUUGGUAACAUUUGCAGCACUGGGAAGCAUUUCUUUAUAAAAUCAGUACAUCAGAACAAUAUUAAGAAUUUCUUUGCUUACUAUUGUUGAUGCUUUUGUAAACCCAACAGGUAAAUAAUAUUUUUAUGGAGGCAAAAAAACACUGUAAGAUUCCUGAGUGUAUUUGUAUUGCUGGUCACACUAACUUUAUUUGUUGUACAGACUGGGGGUGUGGCUCAUGGUCCAGUGUGUUUUUGUUUUACUACUAUUUAUUUAGAGUGUGUUGUUUGUACAGAAGCUGUAACCUUGCAAACCAUAUAAUCUUGUGAAUCUGUUAUGAUGUUUUGUAGCAUACUUUUUAAGUGUCAUAGCAUAUUACCACGUGUCAUAUACAGUUCUUUUUUCAACAGAUAACUUGUCCAAUACAUUGUGGUGAAUAAUGAGAAAAUUUUACAAAACUCUCAAGAUUCAGCUUGUAAUCCAAAACCUUUCAGAACUGGAUUUUGACAGAAAAUUACCCCUGAAAAUAUUUGCACGUUUAAAAUGUGGAAAUGAGAUAUAUUGUGACUUCUGUAAAAGCAGAUUAUAUCAUUGUAAUAAUAAUAGUCUAAUUUGGAGUAUAAUUUAAUAUUGAGCAAUUUAGACAAACUUUUAUUUAUAUUCAGCUUUUGAAUCUGUUCUCUCAGUUUUGAUGUUUAUCUUUAUUGUGUCAUUUGCAUUUAUUUGGUUAGCACUGAUGUUUGUGUUUAAUGAAGACUUUACCCUUCCUCUUGUUGAACGUGGUUCAGAGCUGUAGAACUGCCCUCCACUGUUAUGUUGCUGUGGUCAGUGUACAGGGGAUUUUUCUUCUUGUUUUUUUGCAUUUUAGCAAGUGCUUUUAUAAGGGGAAGUGCUUGUUGAUACUGGUUUUUAAAGACUUUUUAAAACUAAUAAACAUUUUUAAGUACA